This is a messenger RNA of Cadophora gregata, 1958 nucleotides long. RefSeq lists its product as uncharacterized. Gene Ontology annotation, biological process: division septum assembly. The transcript has 2 exons. Lineage: Eukaryota; Fungi; Ascomycota; Leotiomycetes; Helotiales; Ploettnerulaceae. Gene Ontology annotation, cellular component: division septum. The coding region runs from base 187 to 1182 and encodes 331 amino acids. The record is from RefSeq and is a predicted model, not a curated record.
GCCUUGCUUAUGUAUUGGUGACGACGAGCUCUCGCACACCCGACCCUCUGCACCACCCAGCCCAAACCUUACCUACCAUCACGACCCAUAUGCUCUCCAGAUUACGAUAAACGAACCUGAUCCACCCAAACUGCUACAAACUUGGCGUAAACCCGCGCUGAGGCGCCAGCGUGAGCCCGAGACAAGAUGGCUGCCUUUGUCAGAGUCUCGGGGCCGCCAAAUAGUAACUUUCUCGUGGGAUACCCCGGGAUUUCGGCGACCCUUCCUCGUAUAGAAGGCAAGGUUGAGAUCAGACCCCUCACUGGGAUUUCUGCGCCUGUUGCGAUAUCUCUGGUCCGGAUCUGUUUACAAAGACGAGAGACGAUACACCCCUCCGCCGAGUCGAUAGCGAAGAAACACCUGGGGACGCCGAGAAGGGAGACCACAGAUGUUGUGGGGAAAGAGCUGCUUUUAUUCCGAUGUCCGGCUGGGAGGGAAUCAGAGAGUGUGGUGUUGAUGGACCUACCGUUCGUACUGUUCAUACCAUUUGGUAGAGGAGGGGAAGAGACGAAUAGAAGGAUACCUCCAGCUUCAUUACAGCUUCCAAGUCGAACCGCGGAGACAUUCUACGAGCUAGUAGUGACAGUUCAGCAAGGCCAGGAACAAAAGAAGUUCGCAUUCCCAGUACCAAUACAGAGAUAUGAUACCCUUUCGACUUUUGGAAUGUACAAUCGACCCGAAGCUGCGGAGAAGACAUCGGAUCAUUUGGUUACGUUAGGCAUAUCGUUACCUCGGUGGUCAUACGGCCCCUUGGACCCUGUGAGCGUUUACAUCAAGCUUUCGCCAAAUCCGGAUUGGAUGAGCAAGGCGAAGAAAGUCACGAUUCAGAAAAUUACUAUUGGGAUAGAAGAGGAAAUCACAUACAAUCCUGAGGGAGACGAGCCAACGAAGAAGGUCAAUCGGAUAGCCAAGCAUACACAAACGGUCGGGGUCAGAAUGCCCGAGGCUGGAUACUUCACUAAUCUUGGCCUCGUAUUUCCAUCCAAAGAGCUACGGGACCCAGAAGGAAUCAUCCGUCGAGGGAAGGCUGCAUUUCCAAUGUAUGCAGUCAAUUCAUUCACUACUACAGGAACUCUUUACAAGAUCGAGUUCUUCCUGAUUAUCAAGGUAUUUGGAUUUUCCAUAUUAUCAUAUCUGUGCUAACGCAGUCAGGCACAUAUGUCCGCAGCUAGAGACAUUGUCUUGAGGCAACCAAUUGUGGUAUGCCCACUCGAUCAACAGGACUGUAAAGAGGAAAUGGAUGCAAUAGAGCAAGCCGCUAAGGACGCAUCACACGUCGAUCCUCACAAUCCAAUGUUACCCGCGUGCACAAUCAUUCGAGCAAACGACAAGGAAGCACUACGAGCAUUGGGAUGGACGAUGGUGGGAGGGCAACGGAAGAUGGUGAUCGAAUGACGAAUCUUAACCAACCUGUAUCGAUCUACAGAAUCACAACCUGCGACGACGGAGAUACCGAUUCCCAUGCUCUGCCUCCAUGCCAUUCCAAGGGGACGAAACUCCGCAUUGAAGCAACUGCGGAUUUUCGAUCACGUCAAGCAUACAACCCGGAGGACUUUGGCGUACAAGGUGGAGGCGGGCUAAUAUACCCAUAUUUUGGCUGAAGCAAAUCACCGCCGCAUACUGGAAGAGAAGAGAAGAGAUAAUGACAUUUGCAAGGAUUUAUGGGGCGGCAGCGAGUGAAAUAUCCAGGAUUAGUAAGACCACUGGAUACUAUUUCCAGGACGAUUUUCUACCUAAUCUGUCCACCAAUUUUGAGGGCUGGAUAUGAUGGAUGGAUGAACAUGUUGGAUGAUCAUGAGUAAAUGACCAUUCUUGUACGACGUACAUUUUAGUUGAUAAUGAGAAGAGACGAGACGAGAUGAGAUAAGAGAUUUUACGAUAGUCUAGGAAGACGAAAUGAUACCAACCCAGUUCUUGCC